CCACGACACACUGAGCACCAGUGGUGUGGGAGUGGCGCUCACAGGCCUGUAUAAAGCAGGCAGUGGAGCUCAGACGGCAUCCCUAGAUUGAGAGAAGUGGAUUCUACGCCGACAUUCACUCAGUGUUAUUUUGGACACGAUGCUGCGAGUCAGAUGUCUGAGAGGAGGCAGCAGAGGGGCCGAGGCUGCCCAUCUGAUUGGAGCCAUGCUUGGCCGAGCUGCGACUGGUUGGGUACAAAGGGCCUUCCAGAGCACUUCGAGUGCAGCGGCUGCACAGUCCCAGCUUGCAGCUGAACAUGAACACAUUACUGAGCCUCUGCAGCAGGAAUGUCCUGUCUGUAGCUACAAUGAAUGGGACCCGUUAGAGGAGGUGAUCGUGGGCCGCACAGAAAACGCCCAUGUGCCUCCAUUCACUGUGGAAGUGAAAGCUAACACAUAUGAGAAGUAUUGGACCUUCUACCAGAAAUACGGGGGCCAAUCUUUUCCUGCGGACCACUUGAAGAAAGCCGCUGCUGAGAUUGAAGAAAUGUGCAAUAUUCUGCGUCUUGAAGGCGUCACUGUCGUAAGGCCUGAACCCAUUGACUGGUCCUUUGAAUACAAAACUCCAGACUUUGUGUCAUCAGGUAUGUAUGCUGCCAUGCCCCGAGACAUCCUGCUCGUUGUGGGAAACGAGAUUAUUGAGGCUCCGAUGGCCUGGAGAUCUCGAUUCUUUGAGUACCGAGCCUACAGACCUCUGAUCAAAGAGUACUUCAGAAAAGGUGCUAAAUGGACCACUGCUCCCAAACCCACCAUGGCUGAUGAACUGUAUGAUCAGGACUACCCCAUCCGCACUGUGGAGGACAGGCACAAGCUGGCCGCACAGGGGAAGUUUGUGACCACGGAGCAUGAGCCCUGCUUCGAUGCUGCUGAUUUCAUGCGAGCUGGGAGGGACCUUUUUGUCCAGAGGAGUCAGGUUACAAAUUAUAUGGGAAUUGAGUGGAUGCGCCGUCAUCUGGCACCAGACUACAAAAUCCACAUCAUAUCAUUCAAGGAUCCUAAUCCCAUGCACAUCGAUGCCACUUUUAACAUCAUUGGCCCAGGUCUUGUCCUGUCAAACCCUGACCGUCCGUGCAAACAGAUUGAGAUGUUUAAGAAGGCUGGCUGGACUAUUGUGAAACCCCCGACGCCUCUGAUUCCUAAUGACCACCCACUGUGGAUGUCAUCCAAAUGGCUGUCAAUGAACGUUUUGAUGUUAGAUGAGAAACGUGUGAUGGUUGACGCCAAUGAAGCCACUAUCCAGAAAAUGUUUGAGAAUCUUGGUAUCAAGACCAUAAAGGUGAACAUUCGCCAUGCCAACUCCUUGGGUGGUGGUUUCCACUGCUGGACAACCGAUGUCCGCCGCCGUGGUACCCUGCAGUCCUACUUUCACUAGCCUUGCCAGAAACAGGCAGUUUUUAUUGAGCUUUAAAACUUCAUUUAACUUUACAGUGCAUUACAGUGAGUUUGCAAACAGCUUUGUUCAGACAUACUAUAUGCUCAUUAGUAACAAAAGAACAUGAUUUAUCCUUAAUUCAGUAUAGUUCUCAAUAAUUACUGCAUUUCUGGCCUGGCUGUUGUGAAACUAAAUUAGUAAUGGCAUAUGUACAUCUGAAAGCCAAAACUAUGAGGACAAGGUACAAUUUGGUAUGUGAAUGUCAUCAAACUCUAGGGCACAGUAGGGGAGACGCUACCUCUUCAUAAAAACUUAUAAACCAUUAUUCUGUAUGUUCCAAGUUUUUUAUACUGGGGAAAAAAGACUGUUAAGUAGGCAAUUAAAUUUUAUUUGUUAGCACUAGUGUAUUAUUUUGUAAAA
Thalassophryne amazonica is the source of this 1831-nucleotide messenger RNA. It is a transcript of the gene gatm, whose product is annotated as glycine amidinotransferase (L-arginine:glycine amidinotransferase). Bases 140 to 1411 code for a protein of 423 amino acids. Gene Ontology annotation, cellular component: mitochondrion. Gene Ontology annotation, molecular function: amidinotransferase activity. Lineage: Eukaryota; Metazoa; Chordata; Actinopteri; Batrachoidiformes; Batrachoididae. The transcript is spliced from 10 exons. The record is from RefSeq and is a predicted model, not a curated record.